AUCGCGGGCCGCUCACCUGCGUCUCUCUUCCUCGCGCAGGUACCGCAGCGGCACGACGGCGCCGGACUUCGGCCGAGGAGCGCGCGCACGACGACGCGAGACAUGUGUCACUCCUGUAAAUAUGAGAGAAGCUUUAAAUAUUUUCUCCUUCCUCUGUUUCCUGCCCAGCAGUAAUCUCAAGGACUAAUGGGGCUUUUACUGCUGAGCCUGCUUCUCCGGUACUGGAUCAACGCCGCGGAGGGAUCGUGUGUAUCCGGCAGCGCUGUGACCUGUGAGGAGUGUCUGCAGCUCGGUCCUCGCUGUGCCUGGUGCACACAGGAGAAUUUCACAGACUGGUCUUCAGUCACGGAAAGAUGUGACACACUGGAUGUCUUGAUAGAAAAGGGAUGUGCCAGGGACCAACUCCAGUUCCUCGUUUCCAAAGCUCAAAUCCUCCAGGAUCACCCACUCGGCAGGCAAACGAGCGGCGCCAACAGCACCCAGAUCUCCCCACAGAAGAUGGCCCUCAGCCUCCGACCCGGCAAUCAGCUGACCUUCCAGGUGAAGGUCAAACUUACAGAGGACUACCCUGUGGACAUCUACUACCUGAUGGACCUGUCAGCUUCCAUGUGGGACGAUCUGAAAAUGAUCAAAGACCUGGGCUCGACUCUGUCCAAAGAGAUGGCCAACCUCACGAGCAAGCUCCGCAUAGGCUUUGGCUCCUUUGUGGAGAAGCCUGUGCUGCCCUUCAUCAGGAUCACAGAGAAGGAGCUGGCCGACCCCUGCAGAGGAUUAGUCCAGGCUUGUCUGCCCACGUUUGGAUAUAAACACGUCCUGUCUCUGACGAGCCGAACGGACAAGUUCAACGAGAUAAUCGCGCGGCAGCGCGUGUCUGCAAACAUCGAUUUGCUCGAGUGCGGCUUUGACGCCAUCAUGCAGGUGGCCGUUUGUGGGGACAAGAUCGGCUGGAGGAAUGACUCCAUGCGCCUGCUGGUCUUCGCCAGUGACGGCGACUCGCACUUCGGGAUGGACAGCAAGAUGGCCGGCAUCGUGGUUCCCAACGACGGCCAGUGCCACAUGGACGUCAGUGGCGACUACAGCAUGUCCACAGUGCAGGAGUAUCCCACGCUCGGCCAGCUGAUCGAUAAGGUCGUAGAGAACAACAUCCUGCUGAUAUUUGCUGUGACAAAGGAGCAGCAGCACAACUACAAGAACUAUGCAAAUCUCAUACCUGGCGCCACCGUUGGAGUCCUGGCGUCCGACUCACAGAACGUCCUGGAGCUGAUUAUAACAGCAUACAAAGAACUGCGUUCAGAGAUCGAGCUAGAAGUCCUUGGAGAAACUGAGGACCUGCAGAUGUCCUUCACGGCCAUUUGUCCAAAUGGGACAGUGGCACCAGAUCUAAAACACUGCUCCAACAUCAAACCAGGAGAGACGGUGACGUUCAACGUCUCCGUGGAGCUCCCACGGUGCCUGUCCGGGGUUCGACACUUCUCCCUCAGGCCGGUGGGCCUGCAGGACAGUCUGGAGGUGCGGCUGGAGUCCGCGUGCACGUGUGCCUGCCCGGAGCCGCCCUCGGUCAACGGCAGCCGCUGCGCCGAGGACCAGGGGGCUUUCCGCUGUGGCGUGUGCACGUGCCAGCCCGGGUUCGUGGGAGAGCGGUGCGAGUGCGAUGAGGAGACCGCUUUGUUGAGCAACUGCGCGGCGAACAACGAGUCGGAGCUGUGCAGCGGCCAGGGGCAGUGUUACUGCGGAAAGUGCGUGUGCGACGCCUCCAGCUUCGGACGCAUUUACGGGCAGUACUGCGAGUGUGACAAUUACUCCUGUGUGCGCUUCCGCGGGGAACUCUGCGGAGGUCACGGCGCGUGUGACUGCGGGGAGUGCCGCUGUGAACGCGGCUGGACGGGCGAGUACUGUAACUGCAGCGCCAGCACGGACGCGUGCGCGGCGGAGGACGGCGCCCACUGCAGCGGCAGGGGCACGUGCGAGUGCGGCCGCUGCGUGUGCACCGUGCCGGGAGCGUCCGGGGACAAGUGCGAGAUGUGCGCGACGUGCGGCGACGCCUGUAACUCUGCGAGGGCCUGUGUGGAGUGCCACCUCCAGGAUGAGGAAGACGCUGAGAUGUGUGAUUGGGGGUGCAGCAUUUCCAAAAUUAACCUCAACACAACAGCAGAUUAUGACAAGGGUCCUUCUACACAGUGCAAAGUGAUGAUGGACAAUGAGUGUUGGAUCUCUUUCGCUCUGGUAGGAGGUGAGACGGGGAUCACGGCCUACAACCCUCUGAUAGACGGUUGCCCCGAGCCGCCCAACAUUCCCAUGAUCAUUCUGGGGGUCUCCCUCUCCAUUGUGUGCAUCGGUGUGAUCCUGCUGGCCGUGUGGAAAGUGCUCGUGUCUGUGCACGACCGCAAAGAGGUGGCCAAGUUUGAGGCCGAGAGGGCGAAGGCAAAGUGGCAAACGGGGACCAACCCUUUAUUCAGAAGCUCAACCUCUACAUUCAAAAACGUAACUUAUGAAAACACGCACAGAGGCAAGAUCAGUAUUGAUCCCUACUGAUGACGAGGUGGCGGCGAGGCAAUCAGCAUGCGUGUGUACUUGUGUGUACUUGUGUGUACCUGUGUGUACCUGUGUGUACCUGUGCGUACCUGUGUGUCCAUGUGUGCGUACGUGUGUGCGAGCAUGUGUUUGCGAGUGAGACAGAGGGAACAUUUUGUUUGUUAAACUGUGUGCUUUUGUGCCAGUCUCUGCAUUGAUCAGAGGUCUUAUAACCCAGCAGGCAGCACUGUGAACAGACACUAGGCUGAGGUUGCUGCUGCGAACGUGCACCGUCUGUGUAACGUCAAACACUGCACUCUCCUGUUGCACGGCCGUGUGCACGCACUCUUUUGUGACCUACUGGAACAUGCAGCGAAGAAAGAGGAGUCUACACUACUACUGAAAACAUCUGUCUGUCUAAUGAAUGUAAAUAUGGCUACGGGUGGAUGAUUCUGACUUGUUGAAAUAUUGUGGGGUUUUUCUUUGUUUUGUUGUAAAGCAAGGCUGAGCCUUCAUUGAGGACAAGUGAGGUUUUUUAGUGGUGCGGCACAUAAAUAAAAAUGUUUUUUAACUUAUUGUGUAAUUAGCUGUCUUCUGCUACUUCCUUAUUACUGUGCAUCCAUCUGAUAAACUGAGAAGCAAACACUAAAAUAAAAGCUGCCUUUCUGCC
Betta splendens (Siamese fighting fish) is the source of this 3181-nucleotide messenger RNA. RefSeq names its product integrin, beta 6 (gene itgb6). Gene Ontology annotation, biological process: integrin-mediated signaling pathway; cell-matrix adhesion; cell migration. The coding region runs from base 187 to 2532 and encodes 781 amino acids. The transcript has 15 exons. Gene Ontology annotation, molecular function: integrin binding. NCBI's taxonomy places the organism in Eukaryota, Metazoa, Chordata, Actinopteri, Anabantiformes, Osphronemidae. Gene Ontology annotation, cellular component: integrin alphav-beta6 complex; focal adhesion; cell surface. The record is from RefSeq and is a predicted model, not a curated record.